GCUCCUCAGUGACUCAGCUGCUGGCCCGGGACCUGGACAAUGACCCUCUGGUCUUUGGCGUGGUCGGGGAGGAGGCCAGCCGGUUUUUCGCAGUGGAGAGCGUGACCGGUGUUGUCUGGCUCAGGCAGCCCUUGGACAGAGAGACUAAGUCAGAAUUCACGGUUGAAUUUUCUGUCAGUGACAGCCAAGGGGUGAUCAAAGGGACUGUCAACAUCCAAGUCGGAGACGUGAAUGACAAUGCCCCGCGCUUCCACAACCAGCCCUACAGCGUCCGCAUCCCUGAGAAUACGCCAGUGGGCACUCCGAUUUUCAUAGUGAACGCCACGGAUCCGGACCAGGGGGCAGGAGGCAGUGUGCUUUACUCCUUCCAGCCUCCUUCCCAUUCCUUUGCCAUCGACAGCGGCCGUGGCAUCGUGUCGGUGAUACGGGAGCUGGACUACGAAGUGACUCAGGCGUACCAGCUCCAGGUCAACGCGACGGACCAAGAUAAAAACAAGCCUUUGUCCACUCUGGCCAACCUGGCAAUCACCAUCACAGACGUGCAAGACAUGGACCCCAUCUUCAUCAACCUGCCCUACAGCACGAACAUCUAUGAGAACUCGCCUCCGGGUACCACCGUCCGGAUGAUAACGGCGAUCGACCAGGACAAGGGCCGUCCCCGGGGCAUCGGCUACACCAUUGUCUCGGGUAACACCAACAGCAUCUUUGCAUUGGACUACAUCAGCGGAGCCUUAACCCUGAAUGGGCCGCUGGACCGGGAAAACCCCUUCUAUAGCACUGGAUUCAUCCUCACGGUGAAGGCGACAGAGCUGAACGAUGACCGCACACCCUCCAACGCCACCGUCACCACCGCCUUCAACAUCCUAGUUAUUGACAUCAAUGACAACGCGCCCGAGUUCAACAGUUCGGAGUACAGCGUGGCCAUCCCGGAGCUGGCCCAGGUGGGCUUUGCCCUUCCCCUCUUCAUCCAGGUGCAGGACAAAGACGAGGGACCCAACAGCGUUUUCGAGGUUUACCUGGUGGGCAACAACUCCAACCACUUCAUCAUCUCACCGACCUCCAUCCAGGGGAAGGCGGACAUCCGCGUCCGCGUGGCAGUGCCACUGGACUUUGAGACCAUUCCUCGCUACGAAUUUUCGCUCUUUGCAAACGAGAGCAUCCCGGACCAUGUCGGCUUCGCACGAGUGAAGAUUAACCUCAUUAACGAGAAUGACAACCGCCCCAUUUUCAGCAAGGCCCUGUACAACGUCAGCCUCUUCGAGAACACCACCGUGGGCACCACCGUCCUCCAGGUCCACGCAACUGACAAUGACGUGGGCACAUACGGGAAAGUCGGUUAUUUUUUCAGCGAUGACCCCGACCGUUUCUCGCUGGACAAGGACACGGGCGUAAUCCUCCUGACAGCUCGGCUGGACUUCGAGACCACGCAGCGCUACACCCUGACUGUCAUUGCCCGGGACGGUGGCGGGGAGGAGACGACAGGGCGCGUCAGGAUCAAUGUCCUCGAUGUCAACGACAAUGUCCCCACCUUCCAGAAGGAGGCAUACCUGGGGGCCCUGCGGGAGAACGAGCCCUCCGUCACCCAGGUCGUCCGGCUCCGGGCGUCUGAUGAGGACUCUCCUCCAAACAACCAGAUCACGUACAGCAUCAUGCAGGCGUCUGCCUUCCGCGACUACUUUGAUAUGGUGGUGUCAGAAGGAUAUGGAGUGAUCAGCGUGAACCACCCCCUUGACUACGAGCAGGUGGCCAACGGGGUUAUUUACCUGACUGUGAUGGCCAAGGAUGCUGGCAACCCACCGCUCAACAGCACCGUCCCCGUCACCAUCGAGGUGUUUGAUGAAAAUGACAACCCCCCCACGUUCAGCAAGCCCUCCUAUGUUAUAACCGUCAUGGAAGACAUUAUGGCAGGAGCCACAGUGCUGUUUCUCAAUGCCACGGACAUGGACCGGUCCAGGGAGUACGGGCAGGAGUCGAUCAUCUACUCCCUGGAGGGCUCCUCACAUUUUCGGAUCAAUGCUCGCUCAGGAGAAAUCACGACAACGUCUUUGCUGGACCGGGAGGCCAAAUCCGAAUACAUCCUCAUUGUCCGGGCAGUGGAUGGAGGUGUGGGCCACCAUCAGAAGACAGGCAUUGCUAUGGUGAACAUCACGCUGCUGGACAUCAACGACAACUACCCCAUGUGGAAGGAUGAGCCAUACUUCAUUAACCUGGUGGAAAUGACCCCCCCCAACUCAGACGUCACCACGGUGGUGGCCGUUGACCCAGACCUGGGGGAGAACGGCACGGUGGUGUACAGCAUCCGACCCCCCAACAAGUUCUACAGCCUCAACAGCACCACGGGCAAGAUCCGCACCACCGGCGUCCUGCUGGACCGCGAGAACCCCAACGUGCAGGAGGCCCAGCUCAUGCGGAGGAUUGUGGUGUCAGUCACCGACUGCGGGAGGCCGCCCCUGCGAGCUACCAGCAGCGCCACGGUUUUUGUCAACCUGCUGGACCUGAACGACAACGACCCCACUUUCCAAAACCUGCCCUUCGCCGCCGAGAUCGCUGAGGGCCUUCCCGCAGGCUCCUCUGUCUUCCAGGUAGUGGCCAUUGACCUGGAUGAGGGUCCGAACGGGCAGGUGAUGUACCGCAUGCAGGUGGGGAUGCCCCGCAUGGAUUUCCUCAUCAACAGCACCAGCGGGCUCGUCACCUCCACCACCGUGCUGGACAGGGAGAGGAUCGCCGAGUACUACCUGCGGGUGGUGGCCAGUGAUGCCGGCGUGCCCUCCAAGAGCUCCACUAGCACCCUGACUGUCAAAGUUCUGGAUGUGAACGACGAGAACCCCACCUUCUUCCCAGCCAUCUACAACGUGUCGCUGCCCGAAAAUGUGGCCCGGGAUUUCAAAGUGGUCCGGCUCAACUGCACGGAUGCUGACGUUGGGCUGAACGCUGAGCUCAGCUAUUUCAUCACAGGUGGGAACCAGGAUGGCAAAUUCAGUGUCGGCUUCAGGGAUGGGGUGGUCAGGACAGUCGUGAGUCUGGACAGGGAGACUGUGGCAUCGUACAUGCUGAUCCUGGAGGCCAUCGACAACGGCCCCACCGGGAACCGGCGCACCGGCACUGCCACUGUGUACGUGACCGUCCUGGAUGUCAAUGACAACCGACCCAUCUUCCUUCAGAGCAGCUACGAAGUCAGCGUCCCCGAGGACAUCCCGGCUGCCAGCAGCAUAGUGCAGGUGAAAGCCACAGACGCGGAUGAAGGCGUUAACGGGAGAGUGUGGUACAGGAUUGUCAAGGGAAACGAGCACAACAACUUCCGCAUCAAUCCCAGCACCGGGCUGGUGAUGCGAGGUGUGCGGCACCUGGACCGGGAGCAAAACUCCUCUCACGUUCUGGAGGUGGAGGCCUACAACACGGAGCAGGGACCCAUGAGGAGCUCUGUCCGGGUGAUCAUCUACGUGGAAGACGUCAACGACGAGGUGCCAGUGUUCACCCAGCGGCAGUACAACCGUCUGGGGCUGCGGGAGACGGCGGGGAUAGGGACUUCGGUGGCGGUGGUCCGGGCCACCGACAGAGACACAGGCAACGGCGGUCUGGUGAACUACAAAAUCCUGUCGGGCGCAGAAGGGAAGUUUGAGAUCGAUGAGAGCACGGGCCUCAUCACGACGAUCGAGUACCUGGACUACGAGACCAAAACCAGCUACCUGAUGAAUGUCUCUGCCACGGACCAAGCACCCCCCAACAACCAGGGCUUCUGCAGCGUGUAUGUCAGCCUGCUGCACGAGCUGGACGAGGCCGUGCAGUUCUCCAACAGCAGCUACGAGGCUGUGAUCGUGGAGAACAUCCCACUGGGCUCCGAGGUGCUCCGGGUCCAGGCCCGCUCCAUCGACAACCUCAACCAGAUCACCUACAAGUUUGACCCCAACACCAACGCCCAGGCACUCUCCCUCUUCAAAAUCAACAGGAUUACCGGUGUGAUCACGGUCAAAGGCCAGGUGGAUCGAGAGAAGGGGGAUUUCUACACCUUAACGGUGGUGGCCGAUGAUGGAGGACCAAAGAUUGAUUCUACAGUGAAAGUGACCAUCACGGUCCUGGAUGAGAACGACAACAGCCCCCAGUUCGACAUCACCUCCGACUCCUCCGUGAGCGUGGCGGAGGACAGCGCAGUCGGCAAGCGGGUGGCCGUGGUCCUGGCCCGUGACCCAGACGCAGGCAGCAAUGGGCAGGUGACUUUCUCGCUGACGUCGGGGAACAUCGGCCGGGCUUUCGAGAUCCGUACCACCAACAACACCUAUGGUGAGGUGUUUGUGGCACGGCCACUGGACCGGGAGCUGCUGGAUCACUACACCUUACGGAUCCAAGCUUCAGAUGGCGGUGUGCCUCCCCGCAGGAAGGAGCACACUCUGCGAGUGAACAUCCUCGACGUCAAUGACAACCCCCCCAUCAUCGACAGCCCCUUCGGCUACAACGUGAGCGUGAGCGAGAACGUCGGCGGUGGCACGGCGGUGGCCCAGGUAUGCGCCACCGACCGAGACGUGGGCCUCAACAGCGUCCUCUCCUACUACAUCACCCGCGGGAACGAGGACCUGACCUUCCGCAUGGACCGCGUCACCGGUGAGAUCGCCACCCGUCCUUCCCCACCGGACCGCGAGCAGCAGAGUUUCUACAGCCUGGUGGUCACCGUCGAGGACGAGGGCAACCCCUCCUUGUCG
Molecule: messenger RNA, 4694 nt
Organism: Phaethon lepturus (White-tailed tropicbird)
Lineage: Eukaryota; Metazoa; Chordata; Aves; Phaethontiformes; Phaethontidae
Gene: CDH23
Product: cadherin-related 23
Exons: 34
Biological process (GO): homophilic cell-cell adhesion
Cellular component (GO): plasma membrane
Molecular function (GO): calcium ion binding
Source: RefSeq, a predicted model, not a curated record